AUGUCUUCCGCUCAAGAUGCCAACAAUGCUCUCGACCUUGUCUCAGACAAGAUUGCCCAGCUGAUCACCUGGUCGGAAAAGUUGAAGCAAGGUGAUGCAGCUGCCAAGUCAUUGGCACAUGAGAUUGCCAUCACUUUGGUUGGUGCAUUUGCCCAAUAUGGGAAUGCUGUGACUUCCUUCGCUCCAAGGCUUCUGUCUUGUGCAGCCGAGAUCUGUGACAAGAGCAGUCCGAACGGUAAGCUGAGGGGUCUGCCUGACUGGAUGCAGAUCUCGGACAAUGACCCUCACAUCCAGGUUCACCCCCUUUUCCACAAGACCAUCGGCUACACCUGCCCGGCUGGUCCAUCGACACAGGAGGCUCGCUUGGCUUCACCCGUGUCGGUGACCCUCUCCCCCAUCCCUUCUCCCACACCAUUGCCAUCACCACCACCUGCCCCUGCCCCUUCCCGCGCCCCCAAACACAAUCUCUUUGUGCCAGGUACAAAGUGCAAGGCCUCGACUCCCAAUGCUGAACCUUCAGCACCAGAAGGAGAUGUCAUCGUGGUGGUACGCACACCAUUGCCGAAGAAGCUCAAGAUGGAGCUGGCGGUCCGGAAGACCGCGACACCACCGCCCUCGGUCAGCGAUGAAGAUUCUGCCGAGGACACGCACCCCAUGCGCCUCUUCCUGACCCAAUGCGAGCAGUGCAUCAAGGAUGACGUCCCUUGCACCAUGAUGCUGGGUAAGAAGAACGGCGAGGUCCGGAAGUGCUGUCGCAACUGCGAUGGCAAGAAGACCAAGUGCGUCCGUCUGUCCACGGACCAGCAGCGCCUUCUGCAGGCUGCCGUCGCCCUCAAAGGGGUUAAGGCUGCUGCUGCCGCAGAGAAGAAGGCCCGGAAUGGCACCCCGAAGAACAACGCCCCCCCUACCCAGGUCAAAUACAGAACUCGGUCGAGGGCACCGGUCAGCACACGUGCCACCUCCCGAAUUUGCCAGGCACUCACUGCCGAAGAUGAUGUGGAUGCAGAGGUCCCAGCCGUUGUGCUCCCGGCCCAGCCUGAUCCGGUACCAACCCCCACUGUUGACAAUGACAUCAACAUUGACUUCUCUCCUCCCAACAAUCCUCCAACCCACCCAAAUGUCCCCAAAGCCCAGCAGGACGUCGGCCCCAACCCAUCUGUCGCACAGCCGAUGGCUCUUGAUAUAUUCAAGAGCGUCGAGGCCCUCAGCUGGAAGUUCGAUGCCUUGCUCAAGACAUUGGACGAUCGUGCAGAGGCCUUCAAUCAGCAGAUGGACUCUUGGGUCACUGCUUUGGACCAAGACUGGGGCAGCAGAUUUGCCCUCAUGGAGAACAGGCUCUGGGAGGUCGAAAUCAAGACCGCCAACAACACCAUGUCCAUCAGACAUGUCGCCAACAGUGUCAGGGGUUUGAGAGCCGGACAGCCUCUCAACGCUCCUCCUGAAGGCCACCCCUUUGGCCCGAUACCCCCUGCUUGGCUCGCUCUACCGCCGGGUACCCAUGAGGCCAUCCAAUCGGUGGACCAGGGCAUCUCGGUAGUGGGGAAAGAGUGGACCACCGUUUGGGAUCCAUCCAAAGCCAGUGGAGCACAUGGCCCCGGUACCACCUCUGCCUCCGCAGUUUUUCCUGCCGGCUCUCCCACUCUGCCGAGUGGUUCUCAUUUGUCUAGCAUCCCUUCCACCCCCAACAAGUCCGAGAAGUAG
This is a messenger RNA of Suillus paluster, 1701 nucleotides long. RefSeq lists its product as uncharacterized. NCBI's taxonomy places the organism in Eukaryota, Fungi, Basidiomycota, Agaricomycetes, Boletales, Suillaceae. The record is from RefSeq and is a predicted model, not a curated record. The coding region runs from base 1 to 1701 and encodes 566 amino acids. The transcript is spliced from 5 exons.